UAGUUUCCAGCGUAAAGUGGAGAUGUUUCACGAGGGGAUGCAGAGUGGCAUGUUCGGAGACAACGAGGACGGAUACGUGUCCAAAACCAUCGCGCUGGUCAACUGCUGCCCUCCCUUCAGGGGCUUCGUGCAGCGCUGUGCUCAAUGCGAUCCCUCCGUCAGCGAAGACUCUCUGAGGCGAGCCAACAAAGCUCUGGAUCACAUCGUUCAGCUGGGGGUCCGGGUGCUGUCCGAACGCCUGUACCUGCACAUCAGGCCGUUCUUCGAGCGCCUGGUGAAGAGGAAGUGGCUGAGCAACACGGAGCCGUACGAGCAGAUCGAGGCUCUCAUCAAGGAACAUUUCAAGAAGUACCACCGGAUGGACAGUCCUCCCUACCAGCUGCUGGUGGCCGAGGUGCACCGGCGCGUGGUGAUGGAGUAUCUGCGCUCCGUCAUGAGAGGAAGAAUCAUCUGCACCUCCAUGAAGAUGAGGAAGAGGAUGGCAGGCCGCCUGCGAGACGAAGGCAAACAGAUCAAAGUCCUCUUCAAAGACCUG
Messenger RNA from Notothenia coriiceps (black rockcod), 535 nucleotides. RefSeq names its product exocyst complex component 3-like protein 2. Gene Ontology annotation, cellular component: exocyst. Gene Ontology annotation, molecular function: SNARE binding. NCBI's taxonomy places the organism in Eukaryota, Metazoa, Chordata, Actinopteri, Perciformes, Nototheniidae. The transcript is spliced from 4 exons. Gene Ontology annotation, biological process: exocyst localization; exocytosis. The annotation marks the transcript as partial. The record is from RefSeq and is a predicted model, not a curated record.